Messenger RNA from Exophiala mesophila, 2530 nucleotides. RefSeq lists its product as uncharacterized. The transcript has 3 exons. NCBI's taxonomy places the organism in Eukaryota, Fungi, Ascomycota, Eurotiomycetes, Chaetothyriales, Herpotrichiellaceae. The coding region runs from base 332 to 1999 and encodes 555 amino acids. The record is from RefSeq and is a predicted model, not a curated record.
CUCCGAAGUCUCCAGAUGCCAAAACCGAUGAUGCAAGUCGACGCAACAAAAGCACUUGAGUCUUGUUGCCGGCCCAGGCACUGAUACUUGAACCCAAAUGUUUUGAUAUUUCGUUCACCAGCACUUCUCCUACAUCUACGCCCGUUGCCAUCUCUGCUUGCAUCAAAGGCAUUGUGGUUCAACUCAGACACCUCAUAAGUUGGAUUAGUUCAUCUUCGAGCUCAUUGCCGCUCUUUCCUUGUCCCAUCUCUCCACCGACCCAACAACCAAACUUGCGUCUUCGCCUUCUGAUCACUUUCCCACACUCGCCCUUCUGCAAGGCCUCGAAAACAUGGCGACCACGACAGAAACCUCACCGUUACUGCCGCAACAUAAUCCCAAUCCCAACCUCGGCCCAACCUCUCCCGGCGGUACUUCUCCAUCUCGACCGGGUCUAACCAAAUCACGUACCGUCACCUUCAACCCCUUGACAUCCGUCAGUACUCAGUCUGGAGCCACAUCCUCUGGUUCUCUUCGACCGAUGCAAAGUCCCUCGGCCGCUUUUGGAGGUCCCAAUGCUCCAGGCCGCGAGCAACAGCCGAUGCUAAGUGCCCUCAACUCGAAACUACGCCGACGAAAUAGCCACGGUGCGCCCUUGCCUACCACCCAAACAUUCACGACCGCUCCACGAGCUGGUGCUCAAAGAACCACAAAAAAUACAGAAAAAUUGAAGAUCCUGCCCACUCCUGAGCUCGAUGAUGAGGACCAAGAUGAGGAGAGCGGUCGAGAUGUAUAUUCACAAUUCACAAGAAUCAAGGAUCCCACGGCCAGAAGAGAUGCGGCACGGUUGGGCAAAGCAGACAGAGAUCGCCUACCUCGAGUGACGGCCUAUUGUAUGUCUCAGGGUUACCGACUUGACGGAGUUAUGAAGUUUCUCAAAUCUCGCGCGAGAACGAGAGGCGCCAAUCCCAAGUUAUUUGACGAAUGCAUCUACAGUCCCUACGACUAUGAGUAUCUCAAGAAGAAGGAGAUCAACAAGAUCGACAGCAGGAGUUCAAGUCCUGUACAGGAAAGAUUGGCGCGUGUCAUGGCUAGCCCGAGGUUAAAUCCUGGCGAGAGGCGAUACUCGGACAGUGCUGUUGAGGUCGAGGACAAUCGGAAGCAUCGGAGAGAUGAUUUGAUCGACCUACAAGACGAGUUGGGAAAUCCUAGUAUACCGACUGAUGUUGAAAUUGCCAUCGCCGAAACCCAUUCUUCCACCGACCUAAGACAUGCCGACACCGACGAGCUCGCGCAACCCAACGACGAUUCCGUGUCAACUUAUGUUCAUAUCCCGGAGAUCUUCAUUUUCGACUACGGUACCGUCGUCAUAUGGGGCAUGACCGUCCAACAAGAAACGAGGUUUCUCAGUGACAUGGCCAAAUUCAUCGAAGCACCAUUGCCAGCCGAAAGUGUCCAAACAGAAAAUUUCAACUUCUAUUACACGAAGGACUACCAAGCACGCAUCUACAAUGAUUUCAUCAGUCUCCGUGACCCGCGAAAUCACAUGACGAAACUGGCCAUCAGUCACGCACUGUCUCAGAGUGUGAAAACCAGUCUCUUUGAAGAUCUGGUUGGUGAGACAAUCGAGACGACAAGUCCCCUACCAGCCUUGAUUGCGCAAACUGGAAGUGUCAAUUUGACAAGACGCCAGUUGAACAUGCAAAUCGGCGAGUUGUUUAUCCUGAGAAUCAACAUCCAUCUUCAAGGAAGUGUACUCGACAGUCCUGAGUUGAUGUGGGCCGAACCACACUUGGAACCAAUCUACGCGGCAGUUAGAAGCUAUCUUGAGAUUGAACAACGAGUUGGUUUGUUGACAGAACGAUUAGAUGUCAUUGCAGAUCUUCUCGCUGUCCUCCGCGAACAAGGCAGCAGGAGACAUGGUGAGGUUUUGGAAUGGAUCGUCAUUGUCCUCAUCGCUGCAGAGAUUCUCGUUGCUUGCAUCAACAUUGUCGUUGAUCUUUACGCGGGUGUCGAUUAAGAGCAGCCGACAUGCAAAUCACGUCAACGUCAGCUGUGAAUCUCACCACCAGUGACACCACCCUCACCAAACAAGAAAGUGAUCCCGCGUAUCAUUCAACCGCGCCCCCGACCAAGGUCAGCCUCGUCACCUUCUUACACCGAGAAUAAGCUCCCGUCCUCCAUUCCUGUCUUUGUCUACUCGAGACAGUAAAUCACACUCUGUGACCAUUCUGUCACUCCGUUGUUUCAUACAUACAUACUGCCUGGACUUACACAUGUAAAUACACGUUGGCUAGCGUUGGCGUUUGGGGAGUCUUGAUCAUAUCCAUGAGAACGUUGACAUUGGACAAACAUGUUUCUCCUACCCUGCAUCCUUGUUGGAUCAUCGCCUUGUAUAUCUGGACAUAACCAGACUGAAGGCUGGCUGUGGAGUUGUGGUUGUCUUUUGUUGUUUGCACUUGGUUGAAGCCCAUCAAGACUUGCAUAGUAUAGCAAAGCAAAGCAAAGCAAAGCAAAGCAAAGCAAAGCAAAGCAAAGCAAAGCAAAGCAA